Molecule: messenger RNA, 1036 nt
Organism: Myxozyma melibiosi
Lineage: Eukaryota; Fungi; Ascomycota; Lipomycetes; Lipomycetales; Lipomycetaceae
Product: TB2/DP1, HVA22 family-domain-containing protein
Exons: 5
Coding region: 76-675 (199 amino acids)
Source: RefSeq, a predicted model, not a curated record
CGCAUUCCUGCCGCGACUGUAGCUUUUGCUUGCUUUAUCGCCGGUUGUGUUAUAUAAAAGAUCGCAAGAGUCGCAAUGUUUGGCAUCAUCAAGCUCCUUUCAUCAGUUGUGUCGUUUGGGUAUCCGGUGUAUGCCUCAUACAAAUCCCUGCGCGCCCGGAACCAGGCCGCGGUUGAGUCGUGGGCUAUCUACUGGGUCGUCAUGAGCGUCGUGACAACCACCGAGACCUGGUUUGGGUUCAUGUUUACAUGGCUACCGCUCUAUCAGUUUGCGAGACUUGGCUUUACUGUAUGGCUAGUUCUCCCUGGAUCCAACGGCUCAAACUACAUCUACUACGAAUACAUCGAACCGACGCUGUCAGCCCACGAGCAAGAGAUCGAGACCUUUGCCCGCAGCACCAAGGACAAGUUCACAUCCCGCGGCUUACAAGCUUUCAAGGCAGGCGUGCAGCGUAUUGAGCAACUUGUUCUGGCUCUGCUGACUGGCUCGACGAAGGUCGUUGCUGACGAUGCUGGGGCCGGUACUGGUGCUGGUGCUGGUACUAUUGCUGGAGCUGCAGCAGAUCGUGAUGCUGCAGAUUCUGACGAGAAAGAGGUAUGUUUCUGUUUUACUGAUUGGCAGUCGAUGAGUCUAGUCUUGGAUCCAGCCGGUUAUAUCUCAUACAGCUCAGAGUGAUAAAGCUCAAGAGUGUAUGAUUUAUAACCACACAAUCUACAACUGUCCACGCACUCCAAAGACUGCAGACUGUACUUGUAUACAGUAUACUCUUCAUGUUUAUACUUGAUACGUCUACAGUCAAUGUAUAUGCUUACUGUAUAUACUUAUUGUGUAUACACUGCACAUUCUUACUGCAGUCGGUGAGACCGCGUGAUGGUGUACAACUGGCUAAAUCCGGACUAGCGCGAUGGCUGACUAAACUCAAUUCAAUUCGCGCGACUAACAUUCCCUCAGAUCCAGGACAUUUCCUCAGCAAAGUCGGUCUACGGCAGAUUGUGGAGCACCAGCUACGCGAUCUACAAUGCUGCUGCAAAGGCGA